Messenger RNA from Spirodela intermedia, 312 nucleotides. Lineage: Eukaryota; Viridiplantae; Streptophyta; Magnoliopsida; Alismatales; Araceae. The record is from the annotation of a GenBank genome assembly.
AUGGCGGGGGUGUGAGUCUUCAAGGAUGGGGUGGUCCGGCUAAUUGAGAAGCCCAAGGCGGAGGGGCGGCCGACGGUGCUGGUGUAUACGCCGACGGACAAGGUGACCACCUCGCACCUGAUGCUGGAGGAGAAGCUGGUGAGCCUGGGGUGGGAGAGAUACCUCAACAACCCCGUGCUUAUCCAGUUCCACAAGAGGUCUUCCUCAGUGCUGCUCAUCUCAGUGCCCAGGGAUUUCUCCAAAAUGAAGUCCAUGCACAUGUACGAUAUCGCAGUUAAGACCCGAAACGUGUUCGUGGUGAGGGAUGUCUGA